UAACUGCUUAGCAAUAGCUCAAGUAUUAUGGACAGGGAGUAAUCUUUCGAAAUUUUGAAUUUUUAUGAAAUAUUCUUGUUUGAUUACUCUGGUUGAUUGUUUGUUGUGGUGGGUUUUCAGUUGAGUACAGUAUGUAUGAUUGCUGCAUCAGUUUGCUAGAUUUUCAUUCUUAUUGUUCUGUAAUUUGACUGUGGUUGAUAACUUGAUUCUUGUGAUGUCAGAAGUUGUUAUGGUUACUGACUUGCUAUGGCUAGAUUCUUUUGAACAUUCUUGUUAUGGUUACCUUAGGUUUUCUGUGUAGAUUCGAAAAUUGUGUUUCUUUGUUUGGUCCAACUGCAGAGAUGGACAAUGUUGGUAGUCCGAGUUUGUUUCCGCUGCACCGCUGCAAAACCAUUCACCUGGACACUCGAGGUUGUCUUCUCUCAUCGAAGGCUUUGUGGUCUUGUUAAACCAUAUAUUUAGGUGAGGCAUGCUCAAGGGAUCCACAAUGUAGAAGGAGAUAAGAACUACAAAGCAUAUAUGUCCCCUGAAUAUUUUGACGCACACCUUACUCCGUUGGGCUGGCAACAGGUUGACAACUUGCGGAAACAUGUUCACUCAAGUGGGCUUAUCAAGAAAAUUGAUGUGGUCAUUACAUCUCCCUUGCUAAGGACCAUCCAGACAGCUGUUGGGGUAUUUGGAGGUGAAGGCUAUACAGAUAGGAUGGAUGUUUUGCCACUAAUGGUGGCAAAUGCUGGAAACAGCAGCCGUGCUGCAAUUUCAAGUCUUGAUUGCCCACCUAUUCUUGCAGUUGAACUUUGUCGAGAACAUUUGGGUGUUCAUCCUUGUGACAAGAGGAGAAGCAUUAGUGAAUAUCAAUGCCUUUUUCCUGCAGUUGAUUUUUCAUUGAUUGAGAGCGAUGAUGAUAGUUUAUGGAAGGCUGAUGUCAGAGAGACCAAGGAGGAAGUUGCAGCUAGGGGAAUGAACUUCAUGAACUGGUUAUUCACACGGAAAGAGAAGGAGAUAGCAAUAGUUACACACAGUGGGUUCUUGUUCCAUACGCUGGGUGCAUUUGGCAACGACUGUCACCCUCUUGUUAAGAAGGAGAUUUCUAGUCAUUUUGCUAACUGUGAGCUUCGUUCUAUGGUGAUCGUUGACAGAAGCAUGGUGGGUUCUGAUUCUUCAUGGACCAAUUAUCCUGGAAAGAUCCCAUCUGGCAUCGAUCUGCCUAGUGAUGGUGUUGAUGAAAAGAAUCAAGAGAAGGAUACACCCAACUCUUUGCAGAAGUAAACAAUGUCCCACUGUUCGAUUAGAGGCAAACCAGUUAAUGAGGAUAUGGCCAACCAAUUGCAAAAGCCAUUUCAAGAUGUGUUUCUAUAAGCUGUGGGCUGUAACUGUGUUGUUAUCAAUGGUCUGUUCUAUCCAUUUGGUUGAUACCAAUUAAAAGGGUUACGGGGCUGAGGAAGCAUUGUGCCAGAAUGCCUGUAACAUUACAUUAUUUGCGUAGUUGUCAUGCCUUUGAUAUUGUCUUCCCUGAAUCUUCAUUACCAUGGAAUACAUCAGACUUGAUUACCCUAUAUUUUC
This is a messenger RNA of Sesamum indicum (sesame), 1563 nucleotides long. RefSeq names its product Phosphoglycerate mutase family protein. Lineage: Eukaryota; Viridiplantae; Streptophyta; Magnoliopsida; Lamiales; Pedaliaceae. Gene Ontology annotation, cellular component: cytoplasm. Gene Ontology annotation, molecular function: phosphatase activity. The record is from RefSeq and is a predicted model, not a curated record.